Messenger RNA from Frankliniella occidentalis (western flower thrips), 2494 nucleotides. RefSeq names its product piggyBac transposable element-derived protein 4-like. The record is from RefSeq and is a predicted model, not a curated record. Bases 900 to 2108 code for a protein of 402 amino acids. NCBI's taxonomy places the organism in Eukaryota, Metazoa, Arthropoda, Insecta, Thysanoptera, Thripidae. The transcript is spliced from 2 exons.
AGGUUUUGCGCCCGUUUGCGUUAGGUUAGACAACAAUGGUGCGGCCAACGCGUGCUUGUAAGCGGUACACGCCCGAAGAGGCCUGCCGCGUCCUCGCCGACCUUCGUAAUAUAUCCGAUCUACUUUCGGAGAACGAGGAUGAUCCGAGCGGAGACGAAAGCGAUGGUGAUGAAGAUUUCGUGUUAGAGGAAGAGGUAUCUUCAGAUGACGACGGCCGCGACGAGGAGGAACAAGAUAAUGUCUUACCUCAGCAAAUCGACAACCUACCAGUGCAGGGACGUGGAGGACGUUCCAUUCGCGGAGGCCGUGCGGGUGGCCGUGCUCCUGGCCGCGGAGGCCCUGAUCGUGGUGGCCGAGGUUCUCGUGACACCGGUGCACCUGAUCAGCCGACCGUUGACGCUGACGGUGCUCGAGGACGCGGUCGAGGCCACCGAGCUCCCCGUGGACGCCGUGCUCCUCGCAGAGGCCACGCUACUGAUGCUGACCCGGCUGCGCCUGCAACUCCUGUCGUCGAAGGCGCUGCUCCCGCUGAACCACCUGCAGCCAACGACGUCCGUGCACGCCCCGCAGCACCAGCAGCAGAACGGCGACGUCUCUCCACACGGCAGGUUGGUGAUAAGAUACCUGGAAAAGAAGGUACAGAGUGGAUUGUUAGUGCUGUUGGUGACGAGAACGUCGGGCGGCGAGAAGCGCAGAAUGUACUUCGAGAAGUGCCUGGGCCCGCCCCUUUUGCAAAGCGCUCUGUCGAUGAGAGCAGUGUACGGUCUGCAUGGGAUCUCUUUAUUACGAAUCCCAUGCUGAAACAUAUUCAGAACUGUACCCAAAUCAGAGCAAGAGAGGACACUGGUGAACCAGAUUAGGCGGUGUCAAUCGAAGAGCUAGAAGCUAUUGUCGCAAUCAUGUAUUGUCGGGGCUCGUAUGGAUCUAGAAAUAUAAGCAUGAAGAGUUUGUGGUCAAAAGAAUGGGGACCACAAUUUUUCACAAAUACUAUGAGUAGAAACCGUUUUGUAGAAAUCAUGCGAUACCUUCGGUUUGACAUAAGAGCGCAGCGGUCACAGCGACUUCAGACAAACAAGUUUGCUCUGAUCUCUGAUACAUGGGAUGCGUUCAUUGACAACUGCAAGGCGUGCUACAAGCCGGGUGCGGAGUUAACUGUAGAUGAACAACUUUUUCCAUCAAAGACACGUUGUCCAUUUAUUCAGUAUAUUCCUAGCAAGCCGGAUAAAUUUGGAAUCAAAUUCUGGAUACUAGCUGACCCUAAAAGCAAAUAUAUGUGCAACGCUGCACCUUACCUUGGGAAGAUGGAGGACAAGGAUACCUCUCUCACUGCGGGGGAACAUGUGGUGUUGUCGUUGGCGGACCCCUACCUGAAACAAGGAAGAAAUAUUACUACCGACAAUUAUUUCACUUCUCUGAAUCUCGCAAAGAUUUUGAAGUCCAAGCAAACGAGUUUGGUCGGGACAAUGAAUCGUGCUAGACGAGAAGUGCCACAAGAGGUGAAAGUAGCGCGCGGCGAGUUACACUCAACAGUGUUCCUCAAAUCUGAGCAUGCUACUAUGACUAUUUAUCAGGGAAAGGUAGAAAAGAACGUCAUUGUGCUCAGUUCAAUGCACCCAGCAAUCACCGUUGACGACUCUGCUAAGAAACUCCCAGAGUCCAUAAAGUACUAUAAUAGCACAAAAUACGGUGUAGAUACUGUAGAUCAAAUGGCUCGACUUUACUCUGUCCGGUGCGGAACUCGCCGAUGGCCACUUCACGUUUUUUCCAAUGUGCUUGACUUCGCGGCUAUAAAUGCCUGGGUCAUUUACAAAGAAUGCACAACUAAAAAGAUUUCACGGCACAGUUUCAUACGACAGCUAGCAAAUGAACUGUCGGCAGCUAACCGAUCUCGUAGAGCCAUUUCUCAACCCCUUGCCACAGUUGCGAACUUACCUGAGUUGCCUCAAUCAGCAUCGCGGCGGAAGUGCCAAGUACUGGGUCUCUGCACCGGAAAUAAAACUUCAUCCUUCUGUGCUGGCUGCAAAAAGCUUGUAUGUGGAAGCUGUGCUGGAAAGACCAUAGUUUUGUGCUGCACCUGCAAUGAAGAAUAUGAUGUGAGUAAUGAAUAAUUCAUAAGUGAUGAAAGAAGAAAAGUGCAUAUUCACUUACCUGUUCCUUUUUAUACCAAAAACCUGUACUUUAGUUUUAGUUUUACUUACCUAAUGUUGUUCCUGCAAUGCGAAGUAUAAAAAUGACAGAACCAAACUAAAAUGUGCCAUUUUUUAAAUUUCAAAAGCUAAAAAUGUCAGUUUUACUUACCUGUUUAAUUGUUCCUUGAGUUUGAUUGUAUUGUAAUUGUACAAUGUUCGACAUAAUAAUAAACAUUUUUUGUGACAAAAUGUCCCUAAAAUUGAGUUUGAAUGUUUACCUUUUAAAAAUGUCCAAAAUAACGCGCUCAGAAAGCAGAAUUGCAAUAAAAUUGCUAAAAAUCGCUUUUUUUGCUGUGCGGGUUGCC